Callorhinus ursinus (northern fur seal) is the source of this 432-nucleotide messenger RNA. RefSeq names its product PIK3R3 upstream open reading frame (gene P3R3URF). The record is from RefSeq and is a predicted model, not a curated record. Lineage: Eukaryota; Metazoa; Chordata; Mammalia; Carnivora; Otariidae.
AGCACCCUUGGGCACACUACAGAAGCUCCCUGUGCCCAUGGGGCCUUCUCAGCCUGUCCGUGCCCCUCGGCCCCGGGGCCUAAGUUCCCCCUACCGCAGGCCAGGGCUGGGCUGGCCUCAGCCUCGAAAUCCCAGGAUGUUCAAGUGUAGCCGCAGAAGGUACCGGCAGAAACCCCAAGGCCCAGCUGCCACCAUUGCAGCCACCAAUCCUGCCACCGUGGCCACAGAUAUCAACAACACUCCUACCGCCACCACCAGUGUGUGGAUCCUUCCGCCACAAAUUCUCAGACACCUUUGUCAACCCGGCAGCUUUCUGAUCUUCUAGAAAUGUCCAGAAACUAGUCCAGAAGCUUGGCUGGCUCCGGACCUGCGUCUUCUAGGGGCCAUGAGUGGUUGACAGCAGGCAAAUACAAUCAUUUCUGCUCCAACGGC